GUCACGGAGGCUGCUGCUGCGCCCCGCCCUCUCGUCGGGACCCGGCUCCGGCUCACGAUCUCAAGCUUUGCGGUUCUCUCCCGGCUGCAUCCCGAGGAAGAUGGCAACCGAUGGGCUGCACGAGAACGAGACGCUGGCGUCGCUGAAGAGCGAGGCCGAGAGCCUCAAGGGCAAGCUGGAGGAGGAGCGGGCCAAGCUGCAUGACGUGGAGCUGCACCAGGUAGCUGAGCGGGUGGAGGCGCUGGGCCAGUUUGUCAUGAAGACCAGAAGGACCCUCAAAGGCCACGGGAACAAGGUCCUGUGCAUGGAUUGGUGCAAAGACAAGAGGAGGAUCGUGAGCUCGUCACAGGAUGGGAAGGUGAUUGUGUGGGAUUCCUUCACCACGAACAAGGAGCAUGCGGUCACCAUGCCCUGCACCUGGGUGAUGGCGUGCGCUUACGCUCCGUCAGGGUGUGCCAUCGCUUGUGGUGGUCUGGAUAACAAGUGUUCUGUGUACCCAUUGACAUUUGACAAAAAUGAGAACAUGGCUGCCAAGAAGAAGUCGGUCGCUAUGCACACCAACUACCUAUCUGCCUGCAGCUUCACCAACUCGGACAUGCAGAUCCUGACAGCCAGUGGUGAUGGGACAUGCGCCCUGUGGGAUGUGGAGAGCGGACAGUUGUUGCAGAGCUUUCAUGGGCACGGGGCUGAUGUCCUCUGCUUGGACCUGGCCCCCUCAGAAACUGGAAACACCUUUGUGUCUGGGGGUUGUGACAAGAAGGCUAUGGUGUGGGAUAUGCGUUCUGGCCAGUGUGUGCAAGCCUUCGAAACCCACGAAUCUGAUGUGAACAGUGUCCGGUACUACCCCAGUGGAGAUGCUUUUGCUUCCGGGUCAGAUGAUGCAACGUGUCGCCUCUAUGACCUGCGGGCAGACAGAGAGGUAGCCAUCUACUCCAAGGAGAGCAUCAUAUUUGGAGCAUCGAGCGUGGACUUCUCCCUCAGCGGUCGCCUGCUCUUCGCUGGGUACAAUGACUACACCAUCAAUGUCUGGGAUGUUCUCAAGGGCUCCCGGGUCUCCAUCCUGUUUGGACAUGAAAACCGUGUCAGCACUCUGCGAGUCUCUCCUGAUGGGACAGCAUUCUGCUCAGGAUCGUGGGAUCACACCCUAAGAGUUUGGGCAUAAGCCCCUCACAGCGUGCACGAAGAACACGUGUCCUCCCAGCUAGAUAGGACUUCUAGACGAGCCCAGAGCCUCCCACCAACUAGCUUAUGGGAGCAACCUCACAGCUCGGCACUCCCUCAGCCCCUCCGGUGUCACCGUGUAAUUCACCUCCUUCCUGGAAAUGUGCUUGUGUAGGCCUUGAUACGUCAACGGUACCUUCAAGCCCUUGUUUCAUCGCAAAUACUUUGUGAA
This is a messenger RNA of Acomys russatus (golden spiny mouse), 1393 nucleotides long. RefSeq names its product G protein subunit beta 5 (gene Gnb5). Gene Ontology annotation, molecular function: protein binding; signaling receptor complex adaptor activity. The record is from RefSeq and is a predicted model, not a curated record. Gene Ontology annotation, biological process: G protein-coupled dopamine receptor signaling pathway; G protein-coupled receptor signaling pathway. Gene Ontology annotation, cellular component: cytoplasm; heterotrimeric G-protein complex. The transcript has 11 exons. The coding region runs from base 101 to 1162 and encodes 353 amino acids. Lineage: Eukaryota; Metazoa; Chordata; Mammalia; Rodentia; Muridae.